Triticum turgidum subsp. durum (durum wheat) is the source of this 1092-nucleotide messenger RNA. NCBI's taxonomy places the organism in Eukaryota, Viridiplantae, Streptophyta, Magnoliopsida, Poales, Poaceae. The record is from the annotation of a GenBank genome assembly.
AUGGCCGCCUCCUCCUUCCUCCCGCUCCACCUCCCGGCCUCCCCCAGGCCAGCCACCGUGGCCGCGAGGGCAGCCUCGGGCGUCGCGUCGACGGUGCCCGCCGCUACUACGCAGACGUCGCAGCUGGAGGAGACCUUCGGCCGGAAGGGCCUGAGGUUCGGGACGGACGCCACGGGCGCGCCCACGGCGGAGCUGAGCGUGCGCAACGGCAGCUCGCUGCAGCUCCGGCUCAACGACGGGCUGGUCACGUCGUACCGGCCCAAGGUGUCCUGGGAGGGCGGGGACGGCUGCCGGGAGCUGCUGCACACCGUGGCCGGCGCCGGCGCGGUCAAGGGCGGCGUGGGGCUGGUGCUCAACGAGGCCUCCUCCUCGUCGUCGCUGCUCGGCGCGUCGGAGUGGUCCGUGACGGACGUGGACUCGGACUCGUACGACGCGGUGCAGGUGGAGCUCGGGUGCGGCGUGGGCGGCGCCAAGGGGGCCAAGCUGGAGGUGUCGUACGUGGUGACGCUGUACCCGCUGAGCAUGGCGACGGCGGUGAUCGUCAAGAACAACGGGGCCAAGCCGGUGGAGCUGACGGGCGCCGUGCUGAGCCACAUCAAGUUCGACAAGCGGCGGGGCACGGCCGUGGAGGGGCUCCGCGGCUGCCCCUACUGCUCCCACCCGCCGCCGGCGUCCGGGUUCGCGCUGCUCACCCCCGCCGAGGCCAUGAAGCGGGAGGAGUCCGGGUGGUUUGGCGGCGGCGGCGGGGAGGAGCCGAGGCAGGGCGCCUGGACCGUGGAGGAGAACCUCUACACCAUCCUCAAGAAGAAGGUGAGCAGGGUGUACGCGGCGCCGCCGGAGGAGAGGAAGAAGCGCAUCUACAGCACCGCGCCCUCCAAGUUCACCACCAUCGACCAGUCUAGCGGGCUCGGGUUCAGGCUUGUGAGGAUGGGGUUCGAGGACCUGUACCUGAGCAGCCCGGGAGGAUUGUACGAGAAGUUCGGCAACGACUACUUCCUCUGCACCGGGCCGGCGUCCAUCCUCGUGCCCGUCGUCGUUGGCCCCGGCGAGGAGUGGAGGGGGGCGCAGGUCAUCGAGCACGACAACUUGUAA